GAAAUAUGGGAUGUAUAAAAUCAAAAAGGAAAGACAAUCUGAAUGGCGAUGGAAUAGAUUUGAAGCCUCAACCAGUACGUAAUACUGACCGAACUAUUUAUGUGAGAGAUCCAACGUCCAAUAAGCAGCAAAGGCCAGUUGCAGAGUCUCAGCUCUUACCGGGACAGAGAUUUCAAACCAAAGAUCCAGAGGAGCAAGGAGACAUUGUGGUAGCCUUGUACCCUUAUGAUGGUAUCCAUCCAGACGACUUGUCGUUCAAGAAAGGAGAGAAGAUGAAGGUCCUGGAGGAACACGGCGAGUGGUGGAAAGCCAGAUCCCUGUCAACAAAGAGAGAGGGUUUCAUUCCCAGCAACUACGUAGCCAAGGUCAACACCUUGGAAACGGAAGAGUGGUUUUUCAAGGAUAUCACCAGGAAAGACGCCGAAAGACAACUUCUGGCACCGGGGAACAGUGCUGGGGCUUUUCUUAUCAGAGAAAGUGAAACAUUAAAAGGAAGCUUCUCCCUCUCUGUCAGAGAUUAUGACCCUGUGCACGGCGAUGUUAUCAAGCACUACAAAAUUAGAAGUCUGGACAAUGGGGGCUAUUACAUCUCUCCACGAAUCACCUUUACUUGUAUUAGUGAUAUGAUUAAGCAUUACCAAAAGCAGUCCGAUGGCUUGUGCAGAAGGUUAGAGAAGGCAUGUAUUAGUCCCAAGCCACAGAAGCCAUGGGACAAGGAUGCCUGGGAGAUCCCACGGGAGUCCAUCAAGUUGGUGAAAAGGCUCGGCGCUGGGCAGUUCGGGGAAGUCUGGAUGGGUUACUACAACAACAGCACCAAAGUGGCCGUGAAGACCCUGAAGCCAGGCACGAUGUCUGUGCAGGCGUUCCUGGAGGAGGCGAACCUCAUGAAGACCCUCCAGCAUGACAAGCUGGUGCGGCUCUACGCCGUGGUCACCCGGGAGGAGCCCAUCUACAUCAUCACCGAGUACAUGGCCAAGGGCAGCUUGCUGGAUUUCCUGAAGAGCGACGAAGGGGGCAAAGUCCUGCUUCCGAAGCUGAUUGACUUUUCGGCUCAGAUAGCAGAGGGAAUGGCGUACAUCGAGAGGAAGAACUACAUUCACCGAGACCUGCGAGCAGCAAACGUUCUGGUCUCUGAGUCACUGAUGUGCAAAAUUGCGGAUUUUGGGCUUGCUCGUGUGAUCGAGGAUAAUGAGUAUACGGCAAGGGAAGGUGCCAAAUUCCCCAUUAAGUGGACCGCUCCGGAAGCCAUCAACUUCGGGUGUUUCACGAUUAAGUCUGAUGUGUGGUCCUUCGGAAUUCUUCUGUAUGAGAUCGUCACCUACGGGAAAAUUCCCUACCCAGGGAGAACGAACGCCGACGUGAUGACUGCCCUGUCGCAGGGCUACAGGAUGCCCCGCAUGGAGAACUGCCCAGACGAGCUCUAUGACAUCAUGAAAAUGUGCUGGAAAGAAAAGGCAGAGGAGAGGCCGACGUUUGAUUACUUGCAGAGCGUCCUGGAUGAUUUCUAUACCGCCACCGAAGGGCAGUACCAGCAGCAGCCUUAAUGCACAGGGAGUCUGGUGGCCAUCGGCUGGGACGGCUGCCUCGUUCAAAAAGAAAACAGGACCACCGCUGGUUUGCGCGGUGUUUCAUACGCUAGGAUCAUCGACCGGCCCUGCUUCCUGGAAGCGAGGCCCAGUUACUCAGGAAGAACACUCUCGACAUGGGAAAGUAUUCCCUUUCUCGUCGGCUGAUGCCCACCAGUAGCCGCGUGGCCCGCUCCCAGCCGGCAGUCUUGCUUCGCUAGACGGACGUCUGCAUGUGGCCUUCUGAGAAGAAGCCAUUGGCCUCUUGUUUACAGCUCGAUGUGUGACCCGCAGGUUCAGAGGCCCUCACAGCGACUCUCAAAACAGUAGCAGAACGAAACUCGUUUAUAAAAAGCGAAGUAACCAGACGCAUAUCAUGACCCUUGUUUGCGUUUUCUCUAUGCUUUGGCUUAUCUGUUAAAAAAAAAAAAAUUACUAAUCUGAUCUGUUACAUGUUGCACCUGAAGUCAGUCAGCAGGUUAAAAUGGUCUCUCCCAGAUUGCAGUGAUUCCCCUGCCCCUGAUGUCUGAGACUGUUGAAGAUCUUCCUUCCAUGGAGACAGCUCGGAACCCCCAGACACAAAGCAGAGGAGCCGCCAUGUUCUUCUGCUCUGCUCCCUACAGAAGUGUCCAGCCGCCAUGUUCUUCUGCUCUGUUUCCUUCAGAAGUGUGGUUUGUGAGCGUGCAGAGCUCGCGUGUGUCCCCACGUGGAUCCCACCGACGGCCAGGGCUGGCCCAGACCUCCCAGGAAAGAGAGAAGAAGCAAAGGAACUGCUGUACCUUCAGAAGGAGUAUUUUUCAACGGCCCAGCUCUUCAAUCCCACAAUUUCCUAUCUGAGAGACUUUUUUGGACAAUGUACUUUGGGAGAACAAUAAGAUUCUAAUCUCUGCAGAGCCUGAUAAGGCCUUAUAAGACAUAAGUAUUCUCUUUAUUGCUUCCAAUGAUUUGAACAUUAUUUUAACGAUGAAAUGUUAAUUUUAGUUGUACUCAAGACAGUAAAAACCGCCAGAUUUGGGUCUCUUUUGUGAUUCAGCAAUCUUUUCUAAAUUGUGUAAGGUGUGUGUGAGACUAUUUAUACGAGGAUAUGAAAGCAACAGAAGUGACUGCAAGGCUCCAAUGAGCUCCUGCAGGAAGGAGGAUGAGAGGUUUUGUUUACUAAAUUGUUCUACUGUGAGCUUUGAAUAGAAAAUGCUACAUCACAUCGUGUUUCACUUAUGCUGUUUUGUAUAUAUCUAAUGUUGCUGUUUUUUGAUUUUAUUUGAAUACACCUGGCCCAAUAACAUC
This is a messenger RNA of Hyaena hyaena (striped hyena), 2849 nucleotides long. RefSeq names its product LYN proto-oncogene, Src family tyrosine kinase (gene LYN). The transcript is spliced from 12 exons. Bases 6 to 1544 code for a protein of 512 amino acids. Gene Ontology annotation, biological process: innate immune response; cell differentiation; protein phosphorylation. Gene Ontology annotation, molecular function: ATP binding; non-membrane spanning protein tyrosine kinase activity; signaling receptor binding. The record is from RefSeq and is a predicted model, not a curated record. Gene Ontology annotation, cellular component: extrinsic component of cytoplasmic side of plasma membrane. Lineage: Eukaryota; Metazoa; Chordata; Mammalia; Carnivora; Hyaenidae.